Penicillium subrubescens is the source of this 867-nucleotide messenger RNA. RefSeq lists its product as uncharacterized. Gene Ontology annotation, molecular function: oxidoreductase activity, acting on the CH-OH group of donors, NAD or NADP as acceptor. Bases 1 to 867 code for a protein of 288 amino acids. NCBI's taxonomy places the organism in Eukaryota, Fungi, Ascomycota, Eurotiomycetes, Eurotiales, Aspergillaceae. The record is from RefSeq and is a predicted model, not a curated record. The transcript has a single exon.
AUGACCGUGACAGAGAAGACAUCACUAGUGACAGGUGCGAGCGGAUUUAUCGCUAGCCAUGUUGUUCAACAGCUACUCGAAAAGGGCGAACGGGUCCACGCCACCGUUCGCAGUACAAAAAACAAGAAGAAAAUCCAACACCUUCUUGACAUGCAAGAUCGAUGGCCCGGCAAUUUGAAUUUAUACGAAGCAGACUUGCUUGUGGCGGGCUCGUUUGAAGCUCCAAUGCAAGACUGCUCAGUGAUAUAUCAUAUCGCUUCGCCAUUUUUCAUCGAGAACAAAAUCAGGGAUGGUCAAAAAGAGGUCGUUGAGCCCGCUCUUAAGGGGACACAAUAUGUGCUCGACGCAGUCCAAAAAUGCGAGACCGCCAAGCUUGUCAUCUUGACAUCCUCCGUGGCAGCUGUCUUCGGUGACAACGCUGACGUUCUUGAAAUGAAGAACAAAACAUUCUCCGCCGAUUAUUUCAACACAACCAGCUCGGUGACCCACAACUCAUAUCCCUACUCCAAGGUAGUGGCCGAGAAAGCAGCCUGGAAGCUAUAUGAAGAACAGCUAAAUCCCCCUCGCUGGAAGCUGGUCACCAUCAACCUUGGACUUGUUUUGGGGCCAUCAUUAUCUCGAACAUCGGAAUCUGGCAGUCUAUCCCUACUUGAUCAGCUCCUGAGCGGUCAGCCAUUUUUGGAAGUGCCAGAUCUGUGGUUCGGAAUUUCCGAAUUCUCACGGUCGCUAUAUCCUGGCCGACAGCAAAACACACGGCUUUGUGGAGCUAGCUCGCAUCCUCAGAUCGAUUACCCAAUCUUCUCGAAUCCCGAAAAACAAGCUUCCGAGUGCUUUGAUACGCAUGUCCGGGCCAUUCCUUGGCUUUAG